AUGUUUAAGGAAACAAGUUUUGAAGAGGGGAACAUCGAUGAACCGCAUGCAGCCCCUGUGAGUAACACCGCGCCUUCGGUGUUACCCCAUGUGGCAGGGCCUUGCCUGUACACACUGCGUUAUCACAAGCCGGGCGAGGAUGGAUUUUGCUCGGUUGCGAACGGUGAGGGCGUGGGGGAGGGAGAAGGCAUCCCCUGGGUUGAUUCCAGGACCAUUAACGGCGAUUCUUGGGUAAGCAAUGUGUGCCACUGUACGAGGUGCGAGUGCAUGCGCGUCAUGGUCGCGUUGAGUCGGCUCGAGGCGCCGGCGGGGCGACCGCCGGUGUUGGUGCUGCUUGACUUGGACAACUUUGGGUUUAACCAGUUCAAGUCUACCCCACCCGUGUUGAAGCGAAGUCAUCGAGGGCGCCUGGGAUGCACAUCAUCGAUGCGCAGACCGCGGACUGACGCUGCGUGCGGCGAACGUGAAGGUGGCAGCAGCGAUGAUGGAGAGGACUGUUACUCCUCCGAGGUGGACAUGUUCGAGAAUAUGUUUGUGUGGGCAUUCUUUGGUUCAUGCUUUGCGCGUUACCAUGGGACGUGGCCAAGUGAAGAGGUGGUCACUCAACCCCCUGAACCGCGACAGGGGCGUGUGCGGUGUGCGAGGCUAAGGCAGCCAUCCGCCCUUGCGGUAACAUCGACCGCUAUGUCAACGGUGACACUUGACCCAUUGUUGGGUUCCGUGUCGCGUCCUACGGUUUGGCAGCGGUUGGUUGCGGCAGGUCGGGUUCACUUCACUGCGUGUGGUGGCCAGGGCCAAGGAGCAGAUGGUGUCAUCGUGAGCGUGAUCAACACAUUUAUUCAGCGUGAUAUUGUUCUAAUCACGUGUGAUGCACAGCUAAUCAGACGCAUCAUUCGUCCGCGCCAGGAUGGUGAUGGACACAUCUCGACAGGGCGUCUGCAUGCGAUCAACGUUGGGGACGUUGGAAAGCGCCUUGUCCCUGUGUGGAGGGCGUUGUCGGAUCGAAUUCGCCAACUUGUGGUGCAUGAGAAGGGGAAAAAUAGAGCGCGGCGGGUAUGA
Messenger RNA from Phytomonas sp. EM1, 1059 nucleotides. The record is from the annotation of a GenBank genome assembly. NCBI's taxonomy places the organism in Eukaryota, Euglenozoa, Kinetoplastea, Trypanosomatida, Trypanosomatidae.